Messenger RNA from Closterium sp. Naga37s-1, 777 nucleotides. The record is from the annotation of a GenBank genome assembly. NCBI's taxonomy places the organism in Eukaryota, Viridiplantae, Streptophyta, Zygnematophyceae, Desmidiales, Closteriaceae.
AUGCCCCGGCUUCUGGCCUCACCGCAUCUCACCGCUUCUCACACCGCGUCACCGCCAUUUCCGCCUUCCCAAUUCUUCCAGUCGCGCGCUUCGAAUGCGUCAGGCGGAUGUCUAGGCGGAAAAUGGGACGACAUUACUCUUACUCUCCGCCGCGACAUUAGCUCGGGGGACGACCGGGGGAACCGCGGAAGACAAGGGAGCGCGGAGAGCUCUGCGGGGCGGAGUUGGGGGGAAGGGCGGAGCAGGCGGAGAGGGGUGUGUUGCGCAACGGGGACGGGAUUCGGAGGGGGACAGGGGACUGGGGAAAGCGCAGGCGGGGCGAGAGGGAGCAGCGCAUCCAAGAAGGACAAUAAGAAGCAAGACAGCGGCGCGUUUGGGGGGCUGGACUGGAGAGAAGUGGCCCGCCCUGCUCCUCCCAUGCUGGAUCUGUCUAAACCACGGGUGAGUGGCGGGGACAAGGGUGCGUUGCUAGAGGAGGUGCUAGCAGAUGGCAUCAGGAGAAGUCAAAGGGGUGGUCGCGCGCGUGAUGUGUGGAUGGUGAUGGAGCCGGCGUUCCUGGACCAUCCGUCCCUGGCAUCACUCAAGGCAGCCAUUCGCCCGCCCACUGCUGCAAUCGUCUCCACCAAUGGCGACUGGAUGCUCACCAUCGUGCACGAAAUGCUGCCGCAGGCUACCAUCGGCAAGUUCUACGCCCCAACACCACAACUGCCUGACCCGCUAAAGUCCAAGCUCACUCCAGGGGAUGUUGCCUUGGGUGGUGGGGGUAUCUGGCACUGA